GAGAACCAGUCUCGUUUUGUAAGCAUUCAUCUCACCGUGGACAAUGAUGUGUACUAAACCCAAAUAGUGUCGUAAUAAUUAUUAGUAUUCCGUCGUGACGAUGUUCGUAUAAAAGUUAUAUUUUUAGUGAUAUCCAUCAACAUAAUUAUUGCAAGUUUCAUACCGUACCGACACCGAUAUAAACGUUUAUACCGUCGUUUAUGUUAUACAAUAAUAAAUACUAAUCCGCGUACCUACGACGUGCAACAAUGACAUUACCGUAAAUUCAUAAAUUGCCGACUUGCCGAGGUUUUUUUUUUCUAUGACCAUGUAUUAAUUUCAAUGUCUUUGUCCGCAACUCUAUAUGCAAUAUUAUACGCACACCAGGAUCAUCUGAAAUGACAUUGUCUUUAAAACGUGAAAGCAUACGACUAGUCUAGAAUUUCAAUUUAAAGAAUUAAAAAUAAUUUAUAUAGUUCACCGACCCGUGUACAAUGAAGGGUCAAUCAUCAAGAGUACUGCUGUUGCUCGCGUUCUUGUCUGCUGAUUUGUCCGGCGGCGAUUCGUGCUACGAACCAAUCGACCAGGAUCCAUAUCUGUAUUUUUCGCAUAAGACUGCAUAUCAGCUGAUACUAAACUCGAAGUUCAAACCAGUGCCUUAUUGCCGUCCGACAUUUGUAUGGAUGUUUAUUAGAUCGGGUACCAGUUAUCCGAAUACUAACGAAUCCUUGGCCAUUCGUCAGUUGCAUCAAUUCAAAGAUAGAGUGAUAAAAAAUCACGAAGAACGUAGAAAUGGACAUCUAUGUAGAAACGUAUUAGACAGCCUAAAACGUUGGGAAUUUGAAAUUAAUCCUACUUCAGAAAAUGAUAUUUCACCUCAGGGUAGAAUGGACAUGCAGCUACUUGCAAAAAGGACAAAGGACAAAAUGAGUGAAGUUUUAGUAAAAGAUAUCAACAAAAAUACUUUCAAAAUUUAUGCCAGUGAAGACCGGAAAGUUAUGAAUAGUGCUGAAGAAUUUUCUAAAACCAUGUUCGGAGAUGACUUUAGAUACAAAGUUCCAAUUGAAAAAAUUGAAAACAACUCAAGUUUUAUUGGGCUAGAAGCUUGUCCUAAAUGGACUGAUGCAAUCCAGAAUUCUGAAGCUUCGCUAUUUCGUAAAUCACCGGAAUACAUUGAAAUGGUGAGCCAAAUAAGUAAAAGGCUGGGUUUUCUAGACAACAUAACCGACAGUAUAGUCCACGCGAUGUACGAAUCGUGCCGAUAUAAUAAAGCACUCGUGGUCGAAUCUUACCCGGCAUGGUGUGGCCUGUUCACUAGACAAGAGUUACAGCUUUUAGAAUAUUACGAAGAUUUGGACUAUUACUAUAAAUACGGUUACGGUUCUGAAAUUAACACAAAAGUGGGAUGCCCGAUCGCUAAAGAGUUGAUGGGAUAUUUAAAUGCUGUGGCGAAUAACGAUUCCGAUAGACCUUCGGCUGUAUUUAGGUUUGGCUCAUCGGCUGGAUUGUUGACUACGUUAUUGGCUUUAGGCGUGGCCAGAGACCCGAUUCCUCUGACCCAUUCCAAUUACCACGCUCAGUAUCGUCGUCAGUGGAGAAUGUCACAAGUGGACCCAUUUUCCGGUAAUUUUGCCGCCGUAUUUUACAAGUGUGAUCAAGGCGACGAAGAGAACAAAGUCAUGUUCUACUUGAACGAGGGCGUGUACGAUUACCCGGGCUGCAACGUCGGCCUGUGCUCUUGGAAAUUCGUCGAGAGCAAAUUCAAACAUUAUCUCGGACCGGACGGCUGCAACGACGAGGUGUGUCACGACCGAAGUCGAGCGUCGGGCGUGCGGCGCGCCGGUUAUUUGGUCGCCGCGCUGAUUCCAGUCGCACUCGCAGCGUACUUACAUCGCGUUUGAACAUUAUUAUACGUUUUUCGUUUGGCUGUGUCAUAAACCAUACAUAAUACAUAUAACUAUUAUUUAUUACAUAUUGACGAUAUACUGUGUUUCAGUCGUGGUUAUUAAUAGUGAAAAUAGGUGAAAAAGUAUAAUAUCAUAUUCCAUACAGAACGUAAUAUUUUAAUCCUCGUGCAAUGUCACGGAAUUUCGUGAACGUCGUAUUACGAUAGGUACUUUAAUGUCGUCUCGUCCAGACGGCCCGUGUAAACGUUUCUCGAAACAUAAAAGAACAACACUCCCAUCCGGCGAAAUCCAACUGCAGUCAUUAUUAUCAUGUAAAUGACUACGAUAGCUGGCAUGUUACAUUUUUCUUUUCUACCAACGGGUUUCAAACUGAAAGUCACAUUGACAAUAAUGAUGUACUUGUUAGUUAAUAUAUAUUUUUUUAUCACUAUUUAUUACUAUUUUCAUUUUUAUUUUUUUAUCAUAUCGGGUAUCUGCUUUACAGACGCGUUUACAAAAAACGAGAUUAAUAAUAUCGUAUUACAAAUAGUAAAAUUAUACAAUUUAAGCGCAGCAGAUCGUAUUACUAUUGUUAUUAACCCGUAGACUGCAACUAAGUAGAUUGAAACAUUUGAAAUUGAAUGGACAAUAAAAAACGAUACUUAUUUUCCGUAAGGCCAUACGUCUCGGAGUAGAAUAAACUAUUAACGAUGAAUAUUAAGUUUUUAUUUAAUAAAACACAUAUUAAGCUUACUGUUUCCUAUUUAUAUAUUUCUUUACUGACUGUAUUUUUAUCAUACGUCUGAGAUCUCACAAACGGCGCAUAGGUACGCUGAAUUAAAGCUGAAACCUGGGUUGAUUGUAGUUAUAAUAAUAUAUUUAUAUAAAAUAAUGUGCCUAAGUACAACGGUACACAUCUUAAUGAUAGUUAUUUUGUUUUAAUAAAUUUAUAUUAUGAAAUAAUAAA
Messenger RNA from Rhopalosiphum maidis (corn leaf aphid), 2832 nucleotides. Its product is annotated as multiple inositol polyphosphate phosphatase 1-like. The record is from RefSeq and is a predicted model, not a curated record. Gene Ontology annotation, molecular function: inositol phosphate phosphatase activity; acid phosphatase activity. NCBI's taxonomy places the organism in Eukaryota, Metazoa, Arthropoda, Insecta, Hemiptera, Aphididae. The transcript has 10 exons. The coding region runs from base 474 to 1880 and encodes 468 amino acids.